Messenger RNA from Chanos chanos (milkfish), 1155 nucleotides. RefSeq names its product guanine nucleotide binding protein (G protein) alpha 12a (gene gna12a). Gene Ontology annotation, cellular component: cytoplasm; heterotrimeric G-protein complex; brush border membrane. Gene Ontology annotation, biological process: adenylate cyclase-modulating G protein-coupled receptor signaling pathway; Rho protein signal transduction. The transcript has 4 exons. The record is from RefSeq and is a predicted model, not a curated record. Gene Ontology annotation, molecular function: D5 dopamine receptor binding; G-protein beta/gamma-subunit complex binding; GTPase activity. NCBI's taxonomy places the organism in Eukaryota, Metazoa, Chordata, Actinopteri, Gonorynchiformes, Chanidae. Bases 1 to 1155 code for a protein of 384 amino acids.
AUGGCUGGCGUGGUGCGCACCCUAAGCCGGUGUUUGCUCCCUGCCGAAGCCAGUCAUGAGAGGGGUAACAGUAAAGAGAGAACCCGGGACCGAGACGUGAACCUGGAGCGGGAAGCAAAGCGACGGAGCCGUGAAAUUGAUGCAAUGCUUGCUCGGGAGAGGAGGUCAAUUCGCCGUUUAGUGAAGAUUCUUUUGCUUGGAGCCGGAGAAAGUGGCAAGUCGACUUUUCUGAAGCAGAUGAGGAUAAUUCAUGGCAAAGAAUUUGACCAGAAAGCGUUGCUGGACUUCAGAGACACAAUUUUCGAGAAUAUUAUCAAGGGCAUGCGGGUGCUGGUAGAUGCCCGGGACAAGCUAGGUGUUGCAUGGCAGAAUUCAGAGAACGAGAAACAUGGCAUGUUUGUCAUGGCCUUUGAGAACAAGGCCGGUGUGCCCGUCGAACCCUGCACCUUUCAGCUGUAUGUACCAGCUCUGCAGGCACUUUGGCAAGACUCGGGCAUCCGAGAAGCCUAUGCUCGCAGGAGUGAGUUCCAGCUGAGUGAAUCAGUGAAGUAUUUCCUGGAUAACUUGGACCGAAUUGGGCAACUGAGCUAUGUUCCAAGCAGGCAGGACAUCCUCUUGGCAAGGAAAGCCACUAAAGGCAUUGUGGAGCACGACUUUGUCAUCAAAAAAAUCCCUUUCAAGAUGGUGGAUGUCGGUGGGCAGCGCUCUCAGAGGCAGAAAUGGUUCCAGUGCUUCGAUGGCAUCACGUCCAUCCUGUUCAUGGUCUCCUCCAGCGAGUACGAUCAGCUUCUGAUGGAGGACCGCCGCACCAACCGCCUGGUGGAGUCCAUGAACAUCUUCGAGACUAUUGUCAACAACAAGCUCUUCUCCAACGUCUCCAUCAUCCUCUUCCUCAACAAAAUGGACCUGCUGGUGGAGAAAGUGGGAAAAGUCAGCAUCCGUAAGUACUUCUCUGACUUCCGGGGCGAUCCGCAUCGGCUGGAGGACGUACAGGCUUACCUGGUUCAGUGUUUCAACCGUAAACGUCGUAACCGCAGUAAGCCUCUUUUCCACCACUUCACCACCGCCAUCGAUACGGAGAACAUCCGCUUUGUCUUCCACGCCGUUAAGGACACCAUCCUCCAGGAGAACCUGAAAGACAUUAUGUUACAGUGA